CUUAGAUCACAUCAGCGAAUACAUACUGGAGAGAAACCCUACAGAUGUCAAGGAUGUGGCAAGUCCUUUAAUCAAAUGUCACAACUGAGAGUUCAUCAGCGAACACAUACUGGAGAGAAACCCUACAGAUGUGAAGAAUGUGGCAAGUCCUUUAGUAAACAGUCACAUCUUAGAAGACAUCAUCAAAUACAUACUGGAGAGAAACCCUUCAGAUGUGAAGAAUGUGGCAAAUCCUUUAGUCGAAUAUCAAAUCUUAGAGGUCAUCAGCGAACACAUACUGGAGAGAAACCCUACAGAUGUGACGAAUGUGGCAAAUCCUUUAGUCGAAUAUCAAAUCUUAGAGGUCAUCAGCGAACACAUACUGGAGAGAAGCCCUACAGAUGUGAUGAAUGUGGCAAGUCCUUUCGUUAUGUGUCGAAUCUUAGAGUACAUCAGCGAAUACAUACUGGAGAGAAACCCUACAGAUGUCAAGGAUGUGGCAAGUCCUUUAAUCAAAUGUCAGAAAUGAGAGUACAUCAGCGAACACAUACUGGAGAGAAACCUUACAGAUGUGAAGAAUGUGGCAAGUCCUUUCGUUAUGUGUCAAAUCUUAGAUCACAUCAGCGAAUACAUACUGGAGAGAAACCCUACAGAUGUCAAGGAUGUGGGAAGUCCUUUCGUGAACGGUCACAUCUUAGAUUACAUCAUCAAAUACAUACUGGAGAGAAACCCUUCAGAUGUGAAGAAUGUGGCAAGUCCUUUCGUUAUGUGUCGCAUCUUAGAUCACAUCAGCGAAUACAUACUGGAGAGAAACCCUUCAGAUGUGAAGAAUGUGGCAAGUCCUUUCGUUAUGUGUCGCAUCUUAGAUCACAUCAGCGAAUACAUACUGGAGAGAAACCCUUCAGAUGUGAAGAAUGUGGCAAGUCCUUUCGUUAUGUGUCGCAUCUUAGAUCACAUCAGCGAAUACAUACUGGAGAGAAACCCUUCAGAUGUGAAGAAUGUGGCAAGUCCUUUCGUUAUGUGUCGCAUCUUAGAUCACAUCAGCGAAUACAUACUGGAGAGAAACCCUUCAGAUGUGAAGAAUGUGGCAAGUCCUUUCGUUAUGUGUCGCAUCUUAGAUCACAUCAGCGAAUACAUACUGGAGAGAAACCCUUCAGAUGUGAAGAAUGUGGCAAGUCCUUUCGUUAUGUGUCGCAUCUUAGAUCACAUCAGCGAAUACAUACUGGAGAGAAACCCUUCAGAUGUGAAGAAUGUGGCAAGUCCUUUCGUUAUGUGUCGCAUCUUAGAUCACAUCAGCGAAUACAUACUGGAGAGAAACCCUUCAGAUGUGAAAAAUGUGGAAAGUCCUUUAAUCAAAUGUCACAACUGAGAGUACAUCAGCGAACACAUACUGGAGAGAAACGCUACAGAUGUGAAGAAUGUGGCUAGUCCUUUAGUCAAAUAUUAUAUGUCAGAUUACAUCAGCAAAUACAUACUGGAGAGAAACCCCACAGAUGUGAAGAAUGUGGCAAGUCCUUCAGUCAAAUAUCGCAUGUUAGAUUACAUUAGCAAAUACAUACUGGAGAGAAACCCUACAAAUGUAAAGAAUGUAGCUAGUCGUUCAGUGAAUGGUAAAUUCUUAAAAGACAGCAGCAAAUAUGUACUGGG
Messenger RNA from Nannospalax galili (Upper Galilee mountains blind mole rat), 1626 nucleotides. RefSeq names its product zinc finger protein 665-like. The record is from RefSeq and is a predicted model, not a curated record. Gene Ontology annotation, molecular function: RNA polymerase II cis-regulatory region sequence-specific DNA binding; DNA-binding transcription factor activity. NCBI's taxonomy places the organism in Eukaryota, Metazoa, Chordata, Mammalia, Rodentia, Spalacidae. Gene Ontology annotation, biological process: regulation of transcription by RNA polymerase II. The transcript has a single exon.